AUGUCGCCAUAUACUCCUCGCGACCGAGCCGAAGAAUUAACUAGCCGCUCCCCAGACAGCCCGUCCGCCACGUCCCUCGACCGCCAUAGCGGCGGCGGAAGCGUUCAUGCGGAAGAUUCCGCCGACCGCCUCAUUUUCAGCUCGCAAUGCUACGCGGAACGAUCAAGUAGUAGCAUCGAAAGCGGCGAUGGGGGAAGUCAUCGUGGAAGCGGAAGCGGCCACGGAAGCCCACGCAGUAGCAUUUUCUUGACUCAGCAGCACCGUGAUUUGCAUCGUCAGCAGCAGGGGGGGUUUCCUCCGUCUCUUGCGGCGGAACGGCGGGAUCCGCGGUCGAACCGCGCUGGCGGCGGUGACGGAGCUGUAUAUGCAGCUGAGAUUGAGUACGGCUACGAGCGUUACAGCCAUCCCGGCGCCAAGAGCGGCGCUAUUGCCGCCGGAGGCGGAAACUACAGCCAGGUCGCUCCGCGCGGCGGCAGCGCACACGCGAGCACGUUAGGUAGGCAGAGCUGGAGCCACGAUAACCCCGCUGCGUUUCGCGCUUCGGAAUACACCGUCGCUAGCGGGUACAGAGCCGCCCCCGCCGCCGCCGGAAGCCGCGCUCGGUACAGCAAAGCCAGUGCAGAGACGGGGUCGGCUUCCGACCUUCAAUUUGGCGCGGGAGGGGGAAUGCAAGGCGCGGGGACGUGCGGAACGGAAUUCAACGGCAUCAUCCGGGACGAGUAUCGGACGGCUGAGCGCGGCCACGCGACGAACGACACGGAAAGUUGGUGGAGGGACGGGGACAGGUACGGAAGGGAAGCAGCCUGCGCCGCUGCGGGGAGGGAGGCCGACAUUGGACAAGGAGGAGGAUAUCUUACUGCACAGAUUCCGGAAAACAGUGGAGAGGCUGCUCGGGUUAUGGCCUUGUUGAACGCUGCGGCAGAGUAUGAAGAGGAUCAUGUAGGGCACGCGGGAGGCUAUAACAGUGGUUCAGCAGCUUGCUUGUCAGACGUGGGCCCGCCACCUGCGGAGCUAAUGCUGGUUCCUGUGGUUGUGAUGCUCCUGCUGCUCACGCUCGUCCUCGCGCCCACCGUCUCCUCGCACCCUGCUAGAAGCCACCCUUCCUGA
Messenger RNA from Closterium sp. Naga37s-1, 1107 nucleotides. The record is from the annotation of a GenBank genome assembly. NCBI's taxonomy places the organism in Eukaryota, Viridiplantae, Streptophyta, Zygnematophyceae, Desmidiales, Closteriaceae.